CUGAGAGCAGCGCAGAAACCAGCAGCCAUGAAGUGGAGCGCAGCCAUCUGUUUCGUCUUUCUACUCAGUUUUGCUGAAUCCAAAGUACCGCACAGACAUGAGUUUGGAAUCGCUUCUACACUGGAUUCUUCCCAGUGCUCGACGCAGAAGAAUAUCCAUAACCUUGCCACCAUCACCUUUGCCCAGUUUGCUCCUGAAGCGACUUUCGAGGAAGUGAGCAAGAUGACGAGUGACGUAUUGACUGCAAUUAAGAAAGCCACUAGCAAGGAGCAGGAAGAAGGGUGCUUAGAAAACAAGCUCUCCGUGUUUCUGGAUGAAAUCUGCCACGAGAAAGAGCUCACUGAAAAGUACGGACUCUCCGGCUGCUGCAGCCGGAGCGGGGAGGCGAGGCACCACUGUCUGCUGGCGCGCAAGAAGACCGCCCUAGCCGCUGUCCCGCCCUUCCACUUCCCAGAGCCUGCUGAGGCUUGCAAAGCCUACGAAGAAAACAGGGCCAUGUUCAUGAGUAGGUUCAUCUAUGGAAUAUCAAGAAACAACCCCUUCAUGUAUGCACCUGCCAUUCUUUCGUUGGCUGCCCAGUAUGACAAAGUAGUUUCCGCCUGCUGCAAAGCUGAAAACACCGAGGAAUGCUUCCAGUCAAAGACACCAUCACUUGCCAAGGAAUUGAGAGAAGGAAGCUUGCUAAAUGAGCAUGUGUGUGCAGUGAAAAGAGAAUUCGGAUCCCGAAACCUCCAGGCCAUAACCAUGGUCAAGAUGGUUCAAAAGUUUCCCAGGGUGAAUUUUACCGAGAUUCAGAAGCUGGUCCUGGAUGUGGCCCACAUUCAUGAAGAAUGCUGUCAAGGAAAUGCAGUGGAGUGCCUCCAGGAUGGGGAAAAAGUUAUGUCAUACAUAUGUUCUCGACAAGAUAGUCUGUCAAGCAAAAUAGCAGAAUGCUGCAAAUUACCAACAAUCGAACUUGGCUAUUGCAUAAUCCAUGCAGAAAAUGAUGACAAACCGGAAGGCUUAUCUCUAAAUCUGAAAGGGUUUCUGGGAGAUAGAAAUUUUGCCCAGUUUUCUCCAGAGGAAAAAAUCAUGUUCAUGGCAAGCUUUCUUUAUGAAUAUUCAAGAACACAUCUUGAACUUGCUGUCCCAGUCAUUCUAAGAGUUGCUAAGACAUACCAGGAAAUACUGGAGAAGUGUGCCCAGUCGGAAAACCCACUUGCAUGCCAGGACAACCUGGAGGAAGAAGUGCAGAAACACAUCCAGGAGAGCCAGGCGCUGGCCAAACAAAGCUGUGCUCUCUCCCGGAACUUAGGGGACUACCGCUUACAAAACGUGUUCCUCAUCGCCUAUACAAGGAAAGUCCCUCAGCUGACCUCGGAGGAGCUGCUGGACCUCACCCGGAAGUUGGUGGGCAUUGCAUCCACGUGUUGCCAGCUCAGCGAGGACAAAUGGUCCACCUGUGGUGAGGGAGCGGCUGACCUUUUCAUCGGACACUUGUGUAUACGACAUGAAGCAAGCCCCCUGAACCCUGGUAUUGGACAAUGCUGCAACUCUUCCUAUUCUAACAGGAGAACUUGCAUCACCAGCUUGGUGAUGGAUGAGACCUAUGUCCCUCCACCAUUCUCUGCUGACAAAUUUGUCUUCCACAAGGACCUGUGCCAAGCCCAGGGCCGAGCCCUGCAGACCAUGAAACAAAAGCUUCUCAUCAACCUUGUGAAGCAAAAGCCUGGAAUAACAGAGCAGCAGCAUGAGGCUGUCACCGCCGAUUUCUCUGGCCUUUUGGAGAAGUGCUGCCAAGGUCAGGAGCAGGAAGCAUGUUUUGCAGAAGAGGGCUCAAAGCUGAUUUCCAGAACUCGUGAUGCUUUGGGAGUUUAAACUGUUCCAGAAGGAAGAGAGGACAAAACGAAUUGAUGGUUUAGUGUGAGCCUUUUGGUUUAAUUGUAACUGACAAUACUUUAAUGACAUGGUGAAGACUUCCAUGUGACAUCUCCCUACCUUAGAAAUAAAGACUUUUCAACUGUU
Messenger RNA from Meriones unguiculatus (Mongolian gerbil), 2004 nucleotides. It is a transcript of the gene Afp, whose product is annotated as alpha fetoprotein. NCBI's taxonomy places the organism in Eukaryota, Metazoa, Chordata, Mammalia, Rodentia, Muridae. Gene Ontology annotation, cellular component: cytoplasm; blood microparticle. The transcript has 15 exons. Bases 28 to 1857 code for a protein of 609 amino acids. The record is from RefSeq and is a predicted model, not a curated record. Gene Ontology annotation, biological process: transport. Gene Ontology annotation, molecular function: fatty acid binding; zinc ion binding.